AAAUCCCUCCGCCAGAGGGCCCUAGCCUCCCUUGCAACAUUCAUGCACUCACUUGCUAGCUCUCUCUCUCUUAUCAUCAUCCUCAUCCUCAUCAUCCUCAUCAUCGUCAGCCAGAACAACAGACACCCCAGUCACAGCACAUGCACAUCACUCAGUUCGUGGCUGGUGUUUGGUGGGCCAAUGCUGUCAAAAUAGUGCCAAGUCCUCAUGACUGCGUGUUAAUUAAUGAGUCGUGAAUGCCUGCACCCAGCUGGACCCAUGGGAAGUGUGAAGUGCGUGAAGAGGUGGUGAUCGGGAUUGACCCCUCCGUGUAGGUAGCGGAUUGCGCUUGGGGCAACUGAUCAUGUUGUUGGAAGUGCUCUUGGUGCUCAGCCUUUUUGCGGCCCAUCCCUCUCAGGUGGGCUCUCAGACCUCGUACACUUGGCGCUUGGAUGCGGACAUGGGGAAAGUCAUGCCCGCUAGUAGCUUCCCGCAGCCACCGCCCAGUCCCCAUGGGCGACGUCAUGGCGGGGAGCCCGUGGAUGAGAAGCUGUUGUUGCAAGAGGCCGUUUUGGACAUCCUCAUGUCGACCAUCACGUCCUCGGAUGGCACUUGGCGGAAGACCUCGCAUGAGAAGGCUUGCUUCCAUUGCGAGAAGCCCAAUGUGGGCGUGGCCCGAAAUAAUCGGGGCGUACCCAUUGACGGCUAUGAUUCGGAUAACCACGCCUCUGAGACGGAUUUAGAUGAUGAGGUCUUGGAGUGCGGCAAACCGGUGAAUUUCACCUACUAUGAUCACUUGGUGGGCAUUCAGAACCGCCACACCCACGCUCAAAUGCCGGAACCCGAGGUGGUCAGUCUGUUCAAGGUGAAGAAGACCGGUCGGAAGAACGCCAAUGGCGAGAGCACGGUCGAGAUCAUUGAGCGACGCCUCAAGAAGUCCAAACGGGACAAGCCCAAGUCCCUGGAGCUGUACAACCAGAUCGGGAACUUCUGGCGGAUCAAAGGCGACACCCGGAAGUCCAUCGAGUGCUUCCGACGCGCUCUGGCCGUGUCACCGAAUAAUGCGGAUAUCCUGCUGAACCUAGCCCGAGUGCUGUUCAAUCUCCAGUAUCUGGACGACGCCAUCUUCUUGACACGACGCUCGCUGGAGGUUCAGCCCCCGGAUCAGAAUGCCUGGCACCAGCACUUCCAAUUGGGCGAGAUCCUCAAGGCUUAUUCGCAUUACCAAGAGGCGGCCCUCCACCUUCGACACGUGCUCGAGUUGAAGCCCAAUUACGAGCCGGCCAUCCUGGCCUUGGAGGAGAUGGAGGCUAUCCCUAACUCGUCGGUGCACCCGUACACGAUCUUCAUCAUCUUGUUCCUCGGUUUCGCCGUGUCCAUGUGGAUCAAGACCACACUGUAUGCCUCCCAGGGACCCGAGGAAAACGGUCACGUGCCCAAUGGGCGUGGCCGACUCAAGAUGUUUCAGCGCCAAAGACGCUAAUGAAAUCAUCGGAUUCAUGAUGAUAACAACGAUGAUAAUAAUAAUAAUAAUAAUAAUGAUAAUAUAUUAAUUAUUAUUCACGUUUGGACUCGCCCAUCUGGUUGGUCACAGCCCCGUGGAUUCGAAAAACCAAACCUUUUGAUCUAGUCCUACACGAUAUUUGCUCCCAUUGGCCCUCAAAGUGUCUCCCCCUUUGACCGGCCCUCCGACUCAUUCCAUGAAAUCAAUGUGUACCACUCGAUGACCUGUGUUGGGCAUUGUUUUUUCAAAUACAUAUAUCAUAUCAA
This is a messenger RNA of Tigriopus californicus, 1749 nucleotides long. RefSeq lists its product as uncharacterized. Gene Ontology annotation, biological process: actin filament polymerization. The record is from RefSeq and is a predicted model, not a curated record. The transcript has a single exon. The coding region runs from base 344 to 1462 and encodes 372 amino acids. Gene Ontology annotation, cellular component: actin cytoskeleton; cytoplasm. Gene Ontology annotation, molecular function: protein binding. Lineage: Eukaryota; Metazoa; Arthropoda; Copepoda; Harpacticoida; Harpacticidae.